AUGGCGGCCGACAGCGGCACACGCAGGGCUACCUUCGCCGCCCAGGUAUGCCUGACGUGCAAAUCUCGGAAAAAGAAAUGUGACAAAUUGCUACCCAGUUGUGGAUAUUGCGGAAGGAAAGGGCUGAGAUGCCGUUAUGUCCGUCGAGCGCCAUCCCCAGCCCACAAGUCAAAGCUCGCCGAGGCGCACUGCAACCGCAAGUCAGCGAAUGUGAUCCCCACGGAUAUUCCAUCUUCGGAAUUGCACUUGUUCGUGCGAGUCCAAGGCCUGAUACGAGACACUGGUCAAUAUGUGGACGGGAUCAGUGUGCGCUAUUUCGAGGGCCUUCAUCAGUAUCUGCCUUUCAUCUCCAGAUCUCAUUUUGAAGAUAGCCUGAUUUUUUCAGGGGUGUCUCCACCUGCAGAACUCUCAGUCCUUCUUUUGAAGAUUUUCAACACAUGGUGGGCGCUUGUGAUUUGCGAGCGAUCAAUCUUUUGUGAAGUGACAGUAGAUGAGCAGCCACUUGUCACUCUCAUGCCUAAAGAUGACAGCGACCUUCCAGUGGAGAUCCGGUGUGGUAAUUGGUCCGAUGUCAAAACUCAAUGCUCAGUUUCGAGUUUGUCUGUGAACAAUAUUGAGGGCUUCGGUCGAGUUGCUCAAGCAACAUGGCUAGUGAACAAGGUUCUUAUGGCUUUCAAAGUAUCCAAUACAACUUCUCGCCUGACUCGACUUCGGGAUCUUGACGCAACAUCUCAAGAGUUUCUUGCUCAGCUUCUACAACAGCAUCCAGGAAGCGGGGGUAUCAUGUGCGAAGCUAUUUCAAUCACUUUGAGAAUGUUAUUCGAAUUACAUGAUCACAUACUCCAUCAAAUCCCCAACGACUGUAAUGACGACGAAUCAGUGCUUGAGACUUGGCGGAUGCAAUCACGCGCUGCACUUCGUGCUGCGACGAAGAUGGUCGUCGAAAUUGCUCAAGCACAUGAAAAUGCAAGCUCUUCUGCGUUCUCCUUCUUCACUAUAGCCCCAAGCUACUCAUACCUUCUUCGAGUCGGCAUUAAGAAUCUUCAUCAACAGGUUGAAGAGGGAAAAUGCGAUUGGCUUGAAAGUGCCGAGGGGCGUCUUCGCUCUGAGUUGGGCAGGUUUGAGACCUAG
This is a messenger RNA of Colletotrichum siamense, 1131 nucleotides long. RefSeq lists its product as uncharacterized. Gene Ontology annotation, molecular function: zinc ion binding; DNA-binding transcription factor activity, RNA polymerase II-specific. Gene Ontology annotation, biological process: regulation of DNA-templated transcription. Lineage: Eukaryota; Fungi; Ascomycota; Sordariomycetes; Glomerellales; Glomerellaceae. The record is from RefSeq and is a predicted model, not a curated record. Bases 1 to 1131 code for a protein of 376 amino acids. The transcript is spliced from 5 exons.